Messenger RNA from Neocloeon triangulifer, 1294 nucleotides. Its product is annotated as transmembrane protein 177. Lineage: Eukaryota; Metazoa; Arthropoda; Insecta; Ephemeroptera; Baetidae. Bases 81 to 1247 code for a protein of 388 amino acids. The transcript is spliced from 5 exons. The record is from RefSeq and is a predicted model, not a curated record.
GCGUGGUCUGCGCUCGUCAUCUGUUCAAAAGAAAACACCGGCCCCAGGGGAUUUAUUGCAUUUUACUCAAUUUUACUCUUAUGUUAUUAGCCAAUUUAUCUUUUUUUGAACACAAAACACAAACAUCAAAUAUGAAGAUCCAACCUUAUUCACAACCUGGGCCAGGAUUGCCAGGAACUUCAUCGGGCACCAAACCAGCAAAAAAACUUAGCUGGUUUUUGACAACAGCAGGCCGCCGAACAACCCUUGGCUUGGGACUUCUUGCUGGAACAGCGGGUUUUUGUCUCCAAUAUAUUCCUAAUACAUUCUUAAUUGACAAAUACUGUUCAAUCUACAAAAUGUACAAAGGUAUCAAAGAGAUUGAAGUUGAACAAAAAUUUGUCGAUCUGGGAGAUGAAGUCAUGGAAAAACUUGGAUUCCACAAAGUCGACAAGAAACUGUACAGAUACUUCACAGCUUACGGCUUUGACACAUUGCAUCUAGGAAGCGCCUACUCCAAGUACGGUGUCCUUGUUGGAGUCCCUUCAAAUUUCUAUUUCAACUCAAAGGCAGACGUUGAUGCAAAUAAAAUUACUGUUGCAGGAGAGCCAAUUCAAUCUAAAUCUGAGCCAGAAGCAAAGGAGAAACUCAUCGCAUCCCUUGUUUUGAGUGACAAGGCUAAGGCAUUUGCUCUCGGAGUUCAGAUUUAUGAAGCAAACACAAUGAAACUUUACAAUGACAGCAUUGCUCCUGGUGCGUCUAUCGGUGCUUACUAUGCGCUGUCAACACAUUUUAACAAAAAAUUGAGAGGCUAUGCAAGGCCUUUGUCAUUCAGAGUGUUCUUGUACACUUUAUUAGGAACUUUUGUUACUGGUAUGUACUUUUUCCUGCGCGAUCUUACCACACAUAUGAGAGAAAAGGAGGCCGACCAGAAAGUUGGAGCCAUCAGUCUUGAACUUGCUGAGGGAGGUGUUGAAUAUUACUCCAAAAUCCUCGAGCGGAAUAAAGCUCUAAGAAAACUUAUGGGCAGCAAAGGCGAGUCUCUAUUCACGUUUGCAGGAAACGCCAAUACUCUGAUCCUCACUCCUAACGUCCCCAUCACCCAAAGAUUAAAAGCGUGCCAAGAUCAGCUUAAGAAACUGAUUGAAAAUCCCAACCUGAUUGAAGUCAACAAGGCGCCAGAAAAAGCAACAAGGAGAAUGGCACCAAUGCGGAUGGAUGAUGAUGCUGCAAAGAUCCAAGAAGAAACAGCCAAGCUGAAUGAGUGAUUUGCUUUUUCUAUACGUUGUAUUGUAAAUAAAGUUGACUCAUCUUA